ACAACUUCCAUUCUUCAUCUUGUAAAUGGAAAUGCUGUUAAUUUGUUCCAGCCCCUUAAAAUAAGCAUUUUGAAAGCCCGCUCUCUCUCUCCGUUUCUCUCGCUCUCUCACACACACACAGAGACCACCUCUCUCUUCUGCGUCUUCCAUCACCCAACUUGUUUUGUCUGCUGCCACUCAGUGCUGGAGAGAGGCAGCCUGAAAGAGGCUGACGACCUCCAGCACGGCGCAUUUUUUCAUCCCGUCUUGUCACUCGAGAGCUGGAACUACCAGAUUGCAUCGCAUAGACGGACGGGGUAGUGCUUUGGCGCAUGGCAAGUUGCACCCAAAGCACUUUUACGCACGGCUCUCAGCGCAGAGGAUGUGAGCGUGGAGGGGAACGAAAAACAAAGUGAGGCAAGAUGCGCGGCGCUGAGCUGCUGUUCGCUUACGUCCUGGCCAAAGUGAGCGUGCGGCAUGUGGAAGGCCAGGUGGAGCGCGCGUCGGACGAGUUGGUGCUGGUGAGCGCAUACAACGAGUCGGCGGAGUCCACGACGAACGGCGUGACGGAGAGCCCGCACACGGAGGACAAAUGUCGCGGCUACUACGACGUGAUGGGCCAAUGGGACCCGCCGUUUGUGUGUCAGACGGGGGACUACCUGUACUGUUGCGGCACGUGCGGCUUCAGGUUCUGCUGCGCCUUCCGCAGUUCCCGACUGGACCAGACCACCUGUAAGAACUACGACACGCCGCCGUGGAUGAUGACAGGCAGGCCGCCGUCCAAAGUGGACGUGGUGCAGGACUCAACCAAGGACAAGACCAACAUGAUCGUGUAUGUCGUCUGCGGGCUGGUGGCCAUCGUGGCGCUGAUUGGCAUCUUCACCAAGCUCGGGCUGGAGAAGACACAGCGACCGAACCAAGAAAACAGAACUUUGGCACAUGUGACCCGUCAUCCCGCCUCUGAACAUACAGACGAGAUGACCCUGGGGCUGCACUAUGAGAACAUGCAGACAAGAGUUGCAAUAAACAGUCUCCACAGCCCCCAGAUGAACAACACGACGACGCCUGCGUCGCCUCUGCUCAUUGAGCCCUACGCACUGCUGGAGCAGAUCAGCAGCCCUUAUGUACCGCAGACGUCAAUCAAGGACCUCAACAAGUAUGCCACCCUCAAGGCUGUUGCAGAAAAAGCGAACGACAGCUUCUACAUCAACCGCCGCCAAGUGCUGAGCGGAAUAACAGCGAAGGGCGGCCUUCCAAUGGAACACGUGGAAACGGAGCCGGAACCCAGAAACCCCUACAGCCCGCCCAGACAGAUGUCGAGCAACCAUAGCGGACGCAAACACAAAUACCCGAGAAGCCACAGCAGCUCCCAGUCGCUGUCCUUCGGUUCUUUUUCCAGCCCGGCCACGCCGAGACCUUGGGAGAGCAACGACACGCUGGGGCUGAAGCGGUGCUACGGCCCGACUAAACUUUGCAUCACCGGGAGGGAACUUCAGAACGUUCCCUUCAUGCCGCCACAGCCCUAUUUGGUCACCAACAGCAAGACGGAGGUGACAGUAUGAAGAACAGCGAGUGCUCAUGUAAAACAUGACUGUGGACUGUUCGACAUAAAAUCAUUUGAGACAAAUGAGUGUUAACGAACAAUAAUACCAAAAUCACAAAUCCGAAUUAAAUUAUACACAUUGAAACUGCGCACCAUUUUACUUAUUAUAUUAUUUAUUUAUCUUAUUCCUGCCAAAAUAAACUGCGUCACCCUCAAGCCACCACUAAAAUGUAAUGUUUCAUAAAUUCCCCAAAAAUAAUUAAAAAAUGUCUCAGACUGUUAUGUUUAUUACAUCAUAAGCACAUAUACAGUAUCUAAAAUCACACUUGUUUUUUUUUCCCCAUACUCAACUUGUGAAAUUAACACUUAAUUAAAUGUGUUUGCCUAUUUCAAGACUGAGAACAUAUUUUCCAUUUCAACCAGUCACAAUGCUAUUAAAUGUAGUGAGUACAUAUUGUUACAUUCUGUGGUUAAUUGUCGUUUUCAUAUCAGGAAUGAACAUUACACGUAUUUGAUACACUAUUUGUACUCGCUAGUUCUAAUGAAUGCCUUUAUCAAGGCAAGAUUGAUAUUUUACAAGAAUAAAGAAAAUGUCUAUUAUGGUUACGAGACUAUUCGAGAUUUUAGCUACUCGACCUUUAAUGGUACAAACUGGAAAAUUGAUCAAAACAAGCUUUUUAGGUUGGUAGUUGAGCCAAACAUUUGAAAUAUUUUAAAAGGAUUUUUGGGUAAUAGGUCAGUUGACUAAUUUGCAAUAACAACAUAAAAUGGAAACACAGUCCAAAUUAUUUGAAUUUUUGGUGGAUUGUCCAAAUAAAAGGAAAAUAUUUUUAAUUGUGUUGCAGCAGUACAAAAAAAUGGCAUGAUUUUGUUUUGUGUGGCUAUUAAAAUAUUUUUUAAUAA
Syngnathus typhle (broad-nosed pipefish) is the source of this 2425-nucleotide messenger RNA. It is a transcript of the gene shisa9b, whose product is annotated as shisa family member 9b. Bases 402 to 1541 code for a protein of 379 amino acids. The transcript has 4 exons. Lineage: Eukaryota; Metazoa; Chordata; Actinopteri; Syngnathiformes; Syngnathidae. Gene Ontology annotation, biological process: regulation of short-term neuronal synaptic plasticity; regulation of AMPA receptor activity. The record is from RefSeq and is a predicted model, not a curated record. Gene Ontology annotation, cellular component: AMPA glutamate receptor complex; postsynaptic density; dendritic spine membrane.